This is a messenger RNA of Diachasma alloeum, 565 nucleotides long. Its product is annotated as TPPP family protein CG45057. NCBI's taxonomy places the organism in Eukaryota, Metazoa, Arthropoda, Insecta, Hymenoptera, Braconidae. Gene Ontology annotation, molecular function: tubulin binding. Gene Ontology annotation, biological process: microtubule polymerization. The record is from RefSeq and is a predicted model, not a curated record. The transcript is spliced from 2 exons. Bases 131 to 505 code for a protein of 124 amino acids.
AACACUCUUCUCAGUCCUGUGAAGAAGUUGACAAAAUGAAAUUCAUUGUGUCUGUUCAUUGCUAUUUUCAAUUGUUCAUUCACGUUCAUUUUUCGCUCGUCCUGAACGUCACCUGAGAUCUUUGGUUAUUAUGAAUAUCAUGGAGACAAAACCGAGACUUUCACGAGAGGAUGUACGAAGAGUUAUACCGUUGAGAGAAAUGUUUGAAGCCUACUGCCAUCUGGACCCAAUCUCGGACGCACUGAGCGUCAACCACCUCCCAUUCUCUGUCCUCAGCCUCUGGCUCGAGUCAGCAAAAAUAAUCGACAUGAAUCGAGUGACGAAAACCGAUGCCUACUUGUGCUUCUUUAAAUUCGAAAAACGUGCGAUAAAUUACGAAGAGUUCCAGAUAUACCUCGAGGACUUGGCACACGAGAGGGACCUCGACCUGAAGGACAUGAAGCAGAGGCUGAAAACCUGUGGGAAGCCCGAAGUGAAGGAUCAUUUGCCCAAACGAGAAACGUAAACCCAUGAGAAUUGAAUCAAAAUUUAAUGGUUCAUUGAAUCAGUCGUUUGGAUUUUUUAA